AUGAACAUCUUGACUCUAGCAGAUCUAAGUGACAAUGGGGCGCCACAAUUACGCACGAAUACGGACGACGACGAAGAAUUUCUGAUUGCAAGUUUCACUAACAUUGAGAUGUACGCUUCAUUUAGCAAUACGAGCGAAGAUAACGACGAAGAAUCGCAGACGCUGCUGUACAGUGGAUCGACGGGUGCUUUAUUCGUGACCACACAGCGCAUAAUUUGGCUCAACGCUGAGCAGUCCGUGGGUGGUUAUGGGUGGGAGAUGAGUUCUGUGACAUUGCACGCUAUCUCCAGAGACCCUGCUGCAUUUCCAAAGCCCUGUUUGUACUGUCAGAUCAGUAAUCAGGACGUAUCAGAAGUACACUUUGUUCCUGUGGAUGACAAGACGUUGUUAAAGGUAUUUGACGCGUUCAGCAAGUCGGCAGAGAUGAAUCCUGAUGAUGACGAGGAGGAGGACGAUGGAUGGAUUUGUGACGAGGAUGAAGUAGCUGAUGGAGCGAGAGCUGCUCAAUUGGCAGCCCGUUUUGAUUCAAUGCUGGGUUUUGAUGAUCCAGUUCCGGAGUUAGGACAGUUUGACGACGCAGAUGAAGAUAGUCUACUGUAA
Messenger RNA from Peronospora farinosa, 600 nucleotides. The record is from the annotation of a GenBank genome assembly. NCBI's taxonomy places the organism in Eukaryota, Oomycota, Peronosporomycetes, Peronosporales, Peronosporaceae.